AUGAAGUCCAAGCAGCCGAAAUGGAAAAAGUUCCAUUGCCCACCCAUGUCAAGCUCUCGCAAGGAGCAGAUCGCCCACGAAGCCAACCGCGCGUGUGACGAGCUGCUUCGUUUCUCUGCCGGCGAAGCCUUCACCCAGCGUGCAAAAAGCGUGGACUCCAGCUAUAACAGCGACGAGGCCGGGGACCAGUUCCAGGACGGUCUCAAAUGGGAGUACACGGAGCAGAUGGAGAGUAUCCGCGUGGAGAAGGUCAAGAUCAAGUCCGGGUCGAAGAAGGGUGACGACGGCGUGUACUACUUUCGAGGGAUCACGCAGGUAGAAGCCAGCGUCGAGGAGGUCAUGGAAUUGUACGAUGUCGACAUGGCUCAUCCUAAUAUGCAGCUGGAGAAGAAACUCUCGCCAGACAUUCUACACUCGGUGAUACUCUAUGAGAUUCAGCCCUAUCGACGGGAGGAGUGUACAGUGUUCAUCGGUAUCCGCUGGUCGGCGGUACGUUCGCCCUACGUCAUGGUGCGCAAUCGAGACUACUGCUACCUGGAGAUCCAGCGUCGGUUCGCUCUACCAGAUGGUCGACGAGGCUUUACUCGGUGUCUGCAUUCCGUCAAAAUCAAGAGCUGUCCAGAUAUGGAAAAGUCGCACGGGUUUGUACGAGGUAGUAUGUACCGCUCGGGCAUCGUGUUCAUCGAGAGUAAACGCGACCGGAAGACGCUGGAUAUCGUGCAAGCUGUGUACACAGACCUCAAAGGGAAUGUACCACAAUGGGUUGCAGCCAAAGGACUGCGACAACGACUCAUGAGCUUGGAGCAUUUGAAAAAGUAUAUCAAUAUGAAGCGUCUGGCAAAUCAGACGUUUGCGCGUCGGAGCCAAUUGAUGGCCCCUGGUCAGGUCAAGACGUGCUUUGUCUGUGUCGACGACAUUGGCACUUUCAAGAGGAGAUACAACUGUCAAAAAUGUGGCGAGGUGAUUUGCGGUCGAUGCAAGUUGAUCAUUAACGCAGAUAUCCCAGUCGUGGGCAAGAUGAAGCUCACGAUAUGUAGCUUGUGCUCGCUGGCCAUAAAUCGCAGCGCGCUGCCAAGUAACCAGAACAACGCUGAUAGUGCAGACUUAGAUUACCGGCCCUUUUCAGCGAGACAGCUGCCAACUUCUCAGCACUAUGACUGCGACGACCAGUUGCCUGAGCGCAAGCGUGCGCUAAGUCUGAACUCGUUCCACACGGCCAACUUCGAGCAUACCUCGCUGCAAAGUUCAGUGUUGGUUCGGGAGUUCUAG
Peronospora matthiolae is the source of this 1269-nucleotide messenger RNA. The record is from the annotation of a GenBank genome assembly. NCBI's taxonomy places the organism in Eukaryota, Oomycota, Peronosporomycetes, Peronosporales, Peronosporaceae.